GAGAUUUCUUUCCGCCGUGAUACGUCUCGAUGUAUUUUUGAACAGUGCAACGGUUGGGUGUUUCACCACCAUUAACUUCUCUCAGCUUAUAGAGUGUAGGCUACAACCAUAUGGGUUUGACUGGUUGAACCCACUUAUGAUUUUAGUUCAAAAUUCUCCAAAACUGAAAGUACUUCUUAUUGACCUG
Messenger RNA from Eruca vesicaria subsp. sativa (arugula), 187 nucleotides. The record is from the annotation of a GenBank genome assembly. Lineage: Eukaryota; Viridiplantae; Streptophyta; Magnoliopsida; Brassicales; Brassicaceae.